AUGCUGUCGUCUGUGUCCCAAUACAUUUUCAAUAUCAUACCAAGUUUUCUCCCUCAGAUUAUUGACAUCAUUGAGUCCGUGAUUUACGAAGGCGCGGUCCGCUCUUGCUCCAGUCUGUCUCUGCCGGGGCUGGGCACACCAAAAAAUUUGAAGCGAAGGCUAUUACUGGUUUAUAUCCAUGGCUUCAAUGGUUCAGAAACUACAUUUCAAGAUCUCUCUUUGCAGGUUCACGGUGCCUUAGCAAGCCUGCUAAAUGAGUCGCAUGUGGUACACACGCGUAUAUAUCCUCGCUACAAGUCGGAAGGCGAUUUCCGAGUGGCAAUGUCCCAAUUAAGCCGAUGGCUGUCACCGCAUGAGGCAGAUGAUCUCGAUGUGAUUCUGCUUGGGCAUAUUAACUUCGAUACCCCUUUCUUGGGGCCAGAUCCUAGGGGUUUUUCUGCUGGACUGGCAACUUUGUUUCAAAAGAACGACGAAACGGCAGAAGAGAAACCGGCGGGUCAGAAAGCCCUGGGGUUCGAAGCAGUCUACAGUGAUCCUAACUUCAAUCCUCCAAAUCAUCCCUAUCCUAAAUCCAACUUUCAAUGGAUGGACGAUGCGGAUCUUGAAAGAAAAAAGAUGGCUAAGGAGAAGAGGAGAGCCGACAAGCAUAAUCUGAAAUCCCGAAUUAACGCCUUUGCGGGCCCCAUAAAAUUCGCCAGUGGCGUCCGGAAUCACGCUGAGCUGCAGCGGCGAUAUCAACGCAUGAAAGAUUUGGAAAAGGCAGAGCACAGCCCCGAGAGAUUACGCUUCAUCAACUACUACACAUCCAGCACCGGCCGCCGGGAAGUCAAAGAUUUCAAGUUCCGGACCUCUAACUCCACUCCGGCUGCAGAAGAAACGACUGAAAAGAGCGAAGAGUCGAUGCAUACUCUGAGAAUCGCAUCUUCUAUUUCAAGUAACCGGAGGGGGGGCCGAGCCUUCUGGGAAAGCGAUUCUCUAUCAACAUCAGACUCCAGUCAGAUUUCCGACACCCCAAAGGCCAAAAAACCUCGCAGAUUUAUUCUCCUACCUUCGGCUCAUUGGAAAGAAGACAAUGACUCUAACUGGGUACCGGUGACGAUGGAAGACAUAGAUGAAAUAGAAGCGCACCAGUCAAUAUUUUCCCCCACUGGCGCAUAA
This is a messenger RNA of Penicillium hordei, 1158 nucleotides long. RefSeq lists its product as uncharacterized. The transcript is spliced from 5 exons. Lineage: Eukaryota; Fungi; Ascomycota; Eurotiomycetes; Eurotiales; Aspergillaceae. The record is from RefSeq and is a predicted model, not a curated record. Bases 1 to 1158 code for a protein of 385 amino acids.